AGCAGUUGGGGGGCGAGGUGGAGGUAGGAGAGGAAACACACAAAAAGAGCGGGAGCGAGGAACGAAGGAUCACUGACACGAAUUCUGUCGCUGCUAGUGGUGCUGGUGAUGUGGGCAGAGGUGCUGCAAGUGGUGCUGACGACACUGGUUAUGGUGGCUGUGGUGGAAGAGGAGGGGUUGAUGUGGGUAGCAGAGAGAGUGUGAGGGAGGAGAGGGAGGAGGGUGAUGGAGUGUUUGGAGGAGAUAGAAAAACGGAUGAAAACGAGGGGCCAAGUGGGAGGGAGAAGGACGAGGAGGAUAACGAGAAGGGGAAGGAGAAGGAUGAGGAAAGUGGAAUAGGCGAGCUAGACGAGGCGGAGCAAGAGGAGGAGGAGGAGUAUGGUUCAGGAGACUCGGGAUUUGGUACCCCUGGCACUCUUUCCCCUACAGGCAGCAGUGUCAGCGCCUACGAACUCCCAGGCACGGAUUUCCCCGAGUCUGACAGCUUCGGCAGCCAAGCCUCCACUUCAGCUUCGGCACCCGGAGCUAGAGCCUGGUCAGGAGCACCUGGGAGGCCAGGAAGUUUUGGCCGAGGCAGGAGCACAGGUACGGGGAUCCUUGCUGGUGUUACCAUGGCUCCUGGCCCGAGAUUAAGUUCGGGAGGAAGGCCUGCAGCCUGGGCUGGAGGUUUAGGUUCGGGUGCCCCUUUGACUCGGCCGUUCCAGCCUGCCUCUGGUUUGGCCACCGAGCCUGUUGCAGCUGGUGGCCCGACUCCUGCUGCUGCUGCUGCUUCUGCUUCUGCCACACCUGGCGUUCGUACUGGUCCGGCUGGUGGUAGUGCUGCUGGUGCUGGUGCUGGUUUGGGUGCUGGUGAGUCAAACGAGGGGAGCAGUGGUCUAGGGUUAGGGUUUAGUCUUCUGGCAGGUCUAGGCGCGUCUCUCUCCACAGUCGCACGCGAAGCCACUUCUGCUGCAGCCACAGCUGCUGCAGCAGCAGCAGCAGCUGCUGCAUCUAAGGGCGCUCCAGGCGAUGACAACACAUACGCUGUGCUGGAGGUGAGUGACGAGGAUUCGGAUGAGGAAGACGAGGAGGAGGAGGGCGGGGAGGGUGGGGAUGAUGGGAGGGAAGAGGAGGAGAGGAGGAGGAGGGAGCAGGAGUUGAGGGAGCAGCGCGCGGCGCAGGUGUCAGCGAUUAUGGCGAAGAUGGCACGGGAAAACAGCGUGGGAAGCAGUGGAAGUGGGCAAGCAGGCGUCGGAGGGGCGGGGAUGGACGGCAGUGCCUAUGGCACAAUCCCCAGAAACAAUUCCUUCUCCGGUGCUGCUGGUGCUGCUGCUGCUGCUGCUGUCAACAGUCCUCGUCACUCCCUCCCCCCUGCCAGCCCUGCCCAGUACCGUCCUGCUGCUGCCAGUGCUGCUCUGACGUCCUUCCAUCGAAGGGGCGGAGGAGGAUCGUUCGGCAGCGGUGGCAGCGGCGGUGGUGGUAGUGGUAAUUUUGGUAGUGGUAAUUGGGCUAGUGGUGCGGCUGGUGGUGUUGCUGGGGGUAUUGGUCUCGGUGGUGGGGGCGGUAGUGGUAAUUUCGGUGGUGCUGGCUGGGCGAGUAGUGGGACUAGUGGUAAUUGGGCUAGUGGUGGGGCCAGUGGUGCUGGUGGGGGAAUUGGUGGUGGUGGUUGGGCAAGUGGCACCAGUGGUGGCGGUAGCAGAGGUGGCUCUCUCGCAACUUCCCCUAGAGGAGUGGGGCUAAUUGCCCCAGUCGUUAAGGCAGGCGCAGGGAUAGGAACAGGGUCGGGGGUGGGAGCAGGGGUAGGGGCCGGGGUAGGAGUUGGAGGGGGAGGAGGAGGAGCGAUGGCAUGGGCGGGUACGGGCCCAGUGCAGCCGUACCCGUGGUGGGUCGUGGCUUCUCCGGACGCUCACUACCAUGCUGAGGAAGUGUGCAUCGAAUUCUAUGUCAUCCGCCACGCAGAAUCAUUAGACCUCCCGCAUCUAGUAGGGGGCCAGUCUCCCGCCAUACCACUGACGAAUAAGGGCAGGGAGCAGGGGGAGGCGUUGGGGCGAUACCUGUUGGAGUUCCAAGGGGUGGCGUUUGACGAGGCCUUUGCCUCGCCCAUCCCCAGAGCGUGGGAGACAGCACACGUCACAUGCCAGGUGCUUGGCUUCCCGCCAAGCCAAAUGCAGGAGGCAGAAGAAUUGAAGGAGCAGAGCUGCGGGCAGUGGGAGGGGAAGAGUCGGGCAGAUGUGUUCCCCAGGGAAGCAUCUCUCCCGCGAAUCACGAGCGCGCAGCCAGAUUUUUUCUGCCCGGGGGAGAGUCGCAGCGGCAGGUUGAAUUCCGAAUGGUCGAGUUUUUCAACCAUCUCGCAGUCACCCGCUCCUCCACGCUCCUAGCUAAACGCCAUCCAUGCCGCCCAACGCCCCUCCCCUCCCACCGUACCGCAUCGGCAUCUUCUCCCACUCCACGGCAAUCAAGUGCCUCUUGAAAGGCCUCACCGGCUCUAGCCCACACUUCACUCACAGAUUUGACAUAGCAGUUUCGUCCCUAACUGUCCUGACCUACUCUCCUGGAGCCAAUGCCCGAAUGCCACGUGGCACAGGCAGCAAUGGGGGCACCGGUGCUUUUGGUGCCACCACUGGUACAAGCAGUGGUGCUGCUGGUGCUGCUUUUGCUGCUUCUGAUGGUGGGGGUGGUGUUGGUGGGUGGAGGGUGGGGAGAGUGAAUGACACGACUCACCUGCUGCUGGCACGGGGGCCUCUCCCCAGGCACAUAUAGCUGCUCUCAGAGCACGCUUUCCUGGAAACGAGGGGUCAGAGUCCACUGUAGCUGUUGCGUACGAAGGGUGAUGAGAGGAGGGUGAAGGGAGUGUGUUGGCGGAUGUGCUGCUUCUGCUACCUGUGGUGGUGGGGGUGCUGCUACUGGUGGUGGUGGUGGUGCUGCAGCUGCUGCUGCUUUUGGUGGGGGUGGUGGUGGGUGGAGAGUGGGGAGAGUGAACGACACGACUCACCUGCUGCUGGCAUGGGGGCCUCUCUCCCAGGCACACAUAGCUGCUCUCAGAGCACGCUUUCCUGGACACGAGGGGGCAGAAACCACUGUAGCUGUUGCGGAUGAAGGGUGAUGAGUGGAGUGUGGAAGGAGUGUGUUGGCAGAUGGUGGGGCUGCUGCUAUUAGUGGUGCUGCUGCUGCUGGUGCUGCAUUUCCUGGAAACUAGGGAUCAGAAACCACUGUAGCCGUUGUUGAAAGGAAGUGGUCCUUGCAGCUAGAUUGAGUGUGUUUCUGGGAAAGGAAGGGUGGAAAGGGAUGGGAAUACAGAGUUGGAGAGGGGAGGGGGGGGGGGGGAGGGAUGGGAAUACAGAGUUGGGAGGAGGGUGGGAAGGGAUGGGAAUACAGAGUUGGAGGCGGGGGGGAAGGCCGAUCGGAUGUUGUGGUCAUCACAGCUGUAAUGUGAAUUUGAUUCUGAUAUGUUGUGCGUUUUAUAUCUAACAGUGUACA
Closterium sp. NIES-67 is the source of this 3456-nucleotide messenger RNA. The record is from the annotation of a GenBank genome assembly. Lineage: Eukaryota; Viridiplantae; Streptophyta; Zygnematophyceae; Desmidiales; Closteriaceae.